Molecule: messenger RNA, 660 nt
Organism: Phytophthora sojae
Lineage: Eukaryota; Oomycota; Peronosporomycetes; Peronosporales; Peronosporaceae
Exons: 2
Coding region: 1-660 (219 amino acids)
Biological process (GO): carbohydrate metabolic process; proteolysis
Cellular component (GO): extracellular region
Molecular function (GO): cellulose binding; protein binding
Source: RefSeq, a predicted model, not a curated record
AUGAACGACUAUCUCCACGGGAGCUACGGCAAAAACACCGUUGUCAUCUCGGGCCGUGAAGUUCCAGCAUGGGGGAAAUGCGGUGACCAAAGCGGCUUCAAGCUCUGCACCCAGGGCUUCUACUGCCAGCCUUGGGGAUCGUACUACUACCAGUGCAUCGAGAAGCCCAAAAGCUGCGAGGUCUACACCAACGUGGACCUGUACGGGAACGACAUCAAACGGAUCCAGGGAAUCAAACCGGGGGAGUGCUGCGACGAGUGCGACAAGACCAUGGGCUGCGUGGGCUACACGUACGUGAACGACGACCCUCGAGGAACUCAGUGCUACCUGAAGAACAGCGUCGACGGGUGGGUGAAGAAAUUUGGUCUCCACUCAGGAACGAUGCCCAACCUUCCGGCCUGGUCCAAGUGCGGUGACUACUCCGGAUUCAGGCCUUGCAUUGAUUCCUUCUACUGCCAGCCAUGUGAUUGGAGCUAUUACCAGUGCAUCGAACGCUACGUAGAAACAAACAUCGACUACUACCGGAACGACAUCAAGAGAUGCGAUUCGUACACGUACAUUAACGACGACCCCUUUGACACCCAGUGCUACCUCAAAAGCAGCAACGCUGGACGCGGUGCGAUCUCUGGUCUUGUCACGCCUGUCACGAGGUCAACAUAG